AUGGCGGCAGUGAGCCACCAAGAAUUAGAUGUGCUGUCUGGAGGAAGUGGUGCUGCAUUUUAUCGCUGUAACCCAUGCUGUGGUUUCUGUCUCUCCUGGCCAGUGACCCCCUGUACCAUAUCUGAAUGGAGCGACUGGAGUGGCUGUGCAGAGCCCUGCAAGGCAACGUAUCGAGUCCGGAGAAGGCAUGUCAUUCAGGAGCAGAGGAAUGGAGGCGAGGCGUGUCCUCCUCUGGAGGAAAAGGCUGGCUGUGUGGAGUACUGGACCCAGCAAGGAGUGGAGUGCAAUCAUGCCCUUCUCCCAGCAUUAAUAACCACAGGAGGUUACGGGAAAGCACGAAGGAAGAGAGCUGCAUCCAGUGAAAAUGAAAGAGCAGGGUAUUGUGUUGAAUUCCAGCUUGCAGGCAUCACGGAAAGUUGUUUGCAUGGGAACAGUUCCUACACUCGCUGGAUGCAAUAUCUCAGUGAAGGGCACGUAGUGUGUGUGGAGUGCCAGCACCCGGCCUUAGACUCCAGGAGUCUGCACUGCUAUGGUGAUGGCAGUGGAAGCAAAAAGAACGAGGUGCUGCACUGGCAGGCUGUAGGGAAUCCUCGGUGCAGAGGAACUUGGAAGAGAAUUCGCCAGCUGGACACUUGUUCCUGUCCUUCUGUUCAUAGCUUCUUGUUCAUUUAACUCUUUCGAAUUAGCCCAGUGCUCGAGUCAUGUGCUGGCUUCUCUGGCACACACUUUUAAGUAAUGACCAUAAUUGAUCUGGUGAUUAAUCAGUGUUGAAGACUGGGCUGAACUGCUUUAAGGAGGUUGACACCUGCAGAGGGUUAAGCUAAGUCCUCCUUCAUACACUUCUGUGCUUUUGCAUCCCUGAAGAAGGCAGAGAGAAACUGCAGUCUGUCUCCACACCUCCCUCCCUGCUGCCUCAGCAGUCUUUCUGUCCAGUCUGACACCUUUUCUUUCAAAGCCUUCCUCCCCCAGACCUGCCAGUGAUGAUCCACCAAGGAAGAGAAUUUACAAAUGAUUAAGAUAAGCACAGAUUAAGUACCCAACAAAAGACUAAAGGAAUCUCUUGAAACCGGUUCCUCCUUUUGGUGAUAGUGCUCUUCCCUUGAGGACAUUUCUUCCUUCCUUUUAUUUAUAGAUCUUUCCCCCUUUUAUUCUCAAGCUGGUCUCUGUACUGGGUUCUUAGUCUAAUGUAGGGUCUCACUGAAACCUGUGACAAAGCUCCCAUUGCCUUCAACAAUCGGCCCAAAAGGCUUGAUCCUGAAUGGUGGUGGGGGUUGCUGGACCCUGAUUCCAUCAAGGUAAUGGUAACAGUUAGGAUCAGGGCUGUUGAACCAGUGAGAAUUGAUGAUCCUCUGAAGAACAGAGUCCUUAGACCUCAAGUUGCAAGGACCAUAGGCUGUGUUAUCUUAUUUGGAAGUGCCUUAUUUCUUGUGGUUCAGUCAUCUCCUGUGCAGUAGUGAGGUACUAAAACUCUCACUACUUUUCUCUUGCUUCUGACAACUAUUUGAAAUAGUUUUCAUUACAAUCUCUUGGGUUUCUGUUUUGAAAAUGUUCUAUAAAUUAUAAUAAAAGAGACUUUAGAGACAUUCUAA
Molecule: messenger RNA, 1589 nt
Organism: Gavialis gangeticus (Gharial)
Lineage: Eukaryota; Metazoa; Chordata; Crocodylia; Gavialidae
Product: somatomedin-B and thrombospondin type-1 domain-containing protein-like
Exons: 6
Coding region: 1-672 (223 amino acids)
Source: RefSeq, a predicted model, not a curated record